This is a messenger RNA of Pelobates cultripes (western spadefoot toad), 33831 nucleotides long. The record is from the annotation of a GenBank genome assembly. NCBI's taxonomy places the organism in Eukaryota, Metazoa, Chordata, Amphibia, Anura, Pelobatidae.
GGAGUUGUGUGCUGGGCGGAGACGCUGUUGGUUGAGUGCGCUGGUGAAUUCUCCGCUGCCGGUACACCGGUCACUAUGCACUCCGCACUGGCCGUGGGCCUGGUAUUUGCCGGCUGCUGCAGCAAUGUGGUAUUUUUAGAACUUUUAUCCAGGUGAGAGAAAUAGAGGGUGACAUUCAUUUACUGGACACCAGGCUGUCUGAUAUGUCAUUCACUCAGUCAAUGUGUCAUUCAUUCACCCAGUGACUAUGCCAGUCAUUCACCCAAUGACUGUGCCAUUCAUUCACCCAGUGACUGUGCCAGUCAUUCACCCAGUGACUGUGCCAUUCAUUCACCCAGUGACUGUGCCAGUCAUUCACCCAGUGACUGUGCCAGUCAUUCACCCAGUGACUGUGCCAGUCAUUCACCCAGUGACUGUGCCAGUCAUUCACCCAGUGACUGUGCCAUUCAUUCACCCAGUGACUGUGCCAUUCAUUCACCCAGUGACUGUGCCAGUCAUUCACCCAGUGACUGUGCCAGUCAUUCACCCAGUGACUGUGCCAGUCAUUCUGCCAGCUAUUAUUUUAUUUGAUCAGUCUGCCAAUUAUUCAUUAUGUCUGGCAUACAUUCACUCAUCCAGUCAGUUUAUCUGCUAUUCAUUUAUUUAGUCUGUCUUCCAUUCAUUCAGCCAGUCUCAUUCAACCUAUGUGUAUUCAUUUGGCAUAGUUUCUGUUCUAGCAGGGGUUUUCUCUCCGACAGCCCAUCAAGGGAGCUCUUUUGCAUUAGUCACACUUUUAUUGUGAGAUAAUGGGUUAUCUACGCUGCAUUAGGAGACUUAUUCGGUAAACCUGUAGAAACACCCAUGAAUUAAUUUCAAAGCAUCAAGUGUAAAAAAAAUAGGUGUGUCUUUCUGGUGAUGAUUAAUCAUAAAGGAGUUUAUGUACAAAAGUGUUGUAAUCAGUUUUGGAAUUUUUUUCUUUGCACAUGCACUACAUAUAAAACUCAACCACUGACUUUUUUUAGUCCGUCACUGUGCCAGUCAUUCAGCCAGCCACUGAGCCAGUCAGUCACUGUCACUCAUUGAUUCAGUUUGCUUGCCAUUUAUCAGUCACUGUGUCAGUCGUGCAGUCCGUCUGUUUGCCAUUCAGUCAUUCGAUUUCUGUGUCAGGCAUUCGUUUGGUCUCUGUGUCAGUCAGUCUACCAGAUAUUUAGUCACUGUGUCAGUCACUCAGUCUGUUUGCCACUCAUUCAGCCACUGUGUCACUCAUUUAGUCAGUAUGUCACUGUGUUAGUCAUUCACUCACUCUCCGUCAUUCACUCAGUCUGACUAACAUACUCGUUCAGUAACUUUGUCAGUCAGUCCCUGUCAUUCAUUCCAUGAUUGUCAGUCAUUCAUUCAGUCCCUGUGUUAGUUAUUCAUGAAACACUGCACAUCCAGAUGACCAAUUUCCACAUGUGUUGUCAAUUCUGUGCAUAAAAUCCAUCUGUUGUCGGCGCACACUGCUUCGCCCUUGCAGGUAGAACUCUAAUUUCCCAAUCCCAUCCACAAUUUUUUUUUUUUUGUGGAAAGUCUCUUCCUCCUCAGAGAGAGCCUAUGCUCCCUGAGUUGGUAAAAUAGUCCAAUUAAAGUCUUCUCUAUGCAAAGCCUUUGGGCACUAAUGCGGCUCCGUAUCGUCAAAACAGGGGGGGCGUCAGGGAUAUUAUUCUAUCCUCAGUGAAAAAGGUUUGAAGAAACCUUUUAACAGAACAAAUGUUACUAGAAUUUAUUUAAAUGUAACUUUCUCUUUUUAUAACAUUAAGUUCUAGUUAGUAUAACUGUUGAAAUUGAAUUUGUGCUUUAGGUAUUAGGCCUAUAAACCUAAUGGUAAAUAUCUCAAGAUAGCUCUAUGUUAAAACUACUCUGACAAGUUUCUCAAUUGAGCUUGGUUUCUAUUAGCUUAGUUGGCAACAGGGUAUAUGUCAAGCAGAUCGUUUGUUCAAACUAACAGUUCAUUCAUCCUUGACCAGUUUGACAGUUGUGAUUCAAGAACAUUGGAGACACACACUGGCUAAUUGUACCCGAGAAACCAUUAAUGCCAUGGUUUCCUUUUUCACAUAAAUCUGAAAGCUAAAUCCCUGUAUUAUGUGAACAUUAUUAUUGUUUUGAGUUACCAUAAUCUAGAAAUUAGUGUAUUACAAAUAUUCUAAAAGCAGAUUAAUUUGCAUACAAAGCUCCUGAUUUCAAACUAUUUUAGUGUGAUAUGUGUAUAUAUAAAAAAUACUUAUUUUUAUCACAAUCUACUGAAGGUUGAAAGGUUAUACAGAUUUUAAUUUGAUUUAAAGAAACACAUCAAACACUGCAACCUACUGUGUAGUGGCUAUGGUGUGUUUGAAAUGUCUCAUUAAUAUUACAAUCUUCUUCUAUGACAUUUGUGUACUUCUACAGGAAAUUUCCAGGAUGUGGAAACAUUGUGACGUUUGCCCAGUUCCUGUUCAUAGCUGUAGAAGGUUUCAUCUUCCAUGCAGACUUCGGCAGGAGAAAGCGAGCUGUCCCAAUAAGGUACUGGAGGUCGUGACAUCAACAAUUUGAAUUCCAAAUCAAUCAUAGUAUAUCAGCAUAUUCAAAGCUAGCACUACUUUGUCUUGUGGACAAGACAAAAUGUGGCAAUAAAUGGAGUUUCCCGUGCCAUUUCCCAUCUGCAGGUAAUUGCUGAUGUGAACCAGCGUCUCUAUUUUACAACGUCUAAUAGAUGCCUAAGGCAUCUCAUUGUAUCUGCACAUGGUCACUUGUAAAAGAUUACGGGGUUUCCUGGCAUGCGAAAACCAGGGACCAAGAAUAAAGAUAGUGGAGCACUGUAGAGAGAAAUUAAGGUAACUAUAUCUACCAUCCCUCACCUGCACAGGUUAGCAUGAAAUGAAAGAGGACAAAGCGCAGACUGACAGCUUUAAAUUGAGGAUGUUUUUGUAUCUAUGAACUAUGAACAAUGUGAGCAUUACAGAACUCUGUGUCCUGCUCAGCUCUUUUUGUGUCUAGAUAAGUUUUAUAACUUCACAAUUAGCUAUUGUGUAAGCAAGCUUACAGAAAGUAUAGGGUUUAGGUGGGGCAUUGUUAAAGCAGUGCAUGAGGGCACACGCCCUUGCACAGCAUUCAUCUGAGGCAUCCGUAGGGUGACACAAUGACCCAAAACUCAGAAGCGCAAUGGAGAAAAGUGAUAUAUUUUUUUUUUCCUUGUCUUCUGUAAAAGCUGCAAUAGAUUUUACUGGAAUGACACAACAUGGAGCUGUCAUAUUCCAGAGUUCUACUUUAAGGAGCUACAAUAAACAGAGCUUUGUAACAGAAACAACUCGAAAGACAACUGUAGCAGGUGAGCAAAUAAUGAUUUCAGUUGUAAUAAACAAACAAACAGAUGCCUAAUAGAACAAUGUCUAAUACUCCAAAAGCUAUGAGUACCAGAAAAACCAGUCUCUACAAACACACGUGAAAACAAAUAAUUUUAUAGGUUUGUCAAUUUUAUUGGACUCAAAUAGUCAGUGAUACAAGAACUAAACAAUUAAAAACCCAAAGUAGUCUGGGCUGCUCUAUCCUUUUUAAGAACAUAGCUACAAUUACUCAAAUAUGAAGUGAGGUAUAUAGUAUAGGCAAAAUAAAAUAGUCAGACAUGCAAGCUGUGUGUGUCUGUGUAUGCCUAACCCAUUGAUGGAUCCCCCUAUGUAAACUGAUAUGUUGUCAGGAAACAUCAUAAAUACAACAGAAACAGAAAAGUCUCAAGUAGCAACAAGUAAUGUAACAAAAAUAGUUGUUACAAUGUGACCGUCUGCCUCCCUGCUUAAAUCUAAUUCAGAUUGCAAUAUGAGUAAAGUGUUCUCACAGAAUCCAAUAAUGUUACUACGUGACCCAAGUUCACAUAUACAGUGGUACCUCGGUUUACGGAUUUAAUGCUUUCUCCGGGACGUUUUGUAUUGCGAAACGUGGUUUCCCAUAGGAAUGCAUUGAAAAACAAUUGAUCUGUUCCGGAGGUCAGAAAAAAGUAAAAAUGAGCUGGCUUGGAAACCAACCCACAAUGCAGAACACACAGUAAAAGGCGUGCAAGCGACAAAGCUCAGCUCCCUACCUCUCCACCGCUUGAGAAAUGCACCCAAAACGUCCCAAAACCUUUGAAAAAAAAAUGUCCACAGUGGCCCCAAAACUCAAUGUAAAAACCGCUCCAACACCUCCACACUCGACGCCACGUGCUACCCACAGACUCCAGCAUGCACGGCGGUGGCGCUAUAAACCUCCCAGGUGCAAUUCAUCCUGGGGAAACCGAGGCAUUAUUUUCAAUGGAUUUUCAUUUGUAAACCGAAAAUGGUUAACCGAGGCGUUUGUAAACCGAGGUACCACUGUAUUUGUAAACGGAUACAAGGUGUAGGUGCUCGCUAUGUACUUAAGCAAUGGAUAGAGGCUGCAGAUUAUCACCCAAGUUAUCCCCAACCUUGUGGAAAUACAAAAUAGACAAAAACAAAAAAAUCGUAUAACCCACGUAUAAAACCUAUAUAUUUUUAGGUGGAAUCACCCAUAAAAAGGUGUGUGUGUGUGUAUUUGUGUGUGUAUAUAUACAUAUACCCUGUUCCAAAUUAUUAUGCAAAUUAUAUUUUUCUCAUUUACCAAAAUAAUUGAUGUAAAUAACAGUCAGCAUAAUUCUCAUGUUCUCAACUAUCAAGAGUACAAUUCAAAUUUUAUUGAACAAACCUAAUGAUAACACUUUUUUUUUUUUUUAAAAACAUAAACUUACAAUGCACAGUAAGUUUCAAAACACUUUAUAGGUUGUAAAGAACUAAAAAAUGUAAUUUGUUGUUUGCAGCAUAUUUACUGAAAUUAAAAGCUAUUUCAAUCAAACUUAUAACAACAUUUUAACAGGUCACGUUACAUUUUAACAUAGGACCCCUUAUUUGAUAGCAGCUUCACAAGUCUUGCAUCCAUUGAACUUGUGAGUUUUUGGACAGUUUCUGCUUGAAUUUGUUUGCAAGAUGUCAGAAUAGCCUCCCAGAGCUGCUGUUUGGAUGUAAAACUGCCUCCUACCAUCAUAGAUCUUUUGCUUGAGGAUGCUCCAAAGGCUCUCAAUAAGAUUGAGGUCAGGGGAGGAUGGAGGCCACACCAUGACUUUCUCUCCUUUUAUCCCUAUAGCAGCCAUUGAUGCAGAGGUAUUCUUUGCAGCGUGAGAUGGUGCAUUGUCAUGCAUGAAGAUGAUUUUAUUACGGAAAGCAUAGUUCUUCCUUCUGUACCAGGGAAGAAAGUGGUCAGUCAGAAACUCCACAUACUUUGUAGAGGUCAUCUUUACACCUUCGGGGACCCUAAAGGGGCUGACCAGCUCUCUUCCUAUGAUUCCGGCCCAAAACACGACUCCACCACCGCCUUGCUGACGUCUCAGCCUUGUUGGAACAGGGUGGCCGUCCACCAACCAUCCACUACUCCAUCCAUCUGGACCAUCCAGGGUUGCAUGGCACUCAUCAGUGAACAGGACUGUUUGAAAAUUAGUCUUCAUGUGUUUUUCUGCUUGUGAGCAUUGGUAAGUGGUGGCUGAAUAGAAGGUUUAUGCACAGUUGCAAGAUUCUGGAGGACUCUACACCUUGAUGUCCAUGGGACUCCAGAGACACCAGCAGCUUCAAAUAUCUGUUUGCUGCUAUGUAAUUGUAUUUUAGCAGCUGCUCUCUUGAUCCGAUGCAUGGAUCUGGCAGAAAUCUUCCUCAAUGUGCCUUUAUCUUCACGAACCUGUCUGUGCUGUGAAUCAGCCACAAAUCUCUUAAUAGUGCGAUGAUCACGCUUAAGAUUUCGUGAAAUAUUUAAUGUUUUCAUACCUCGUCCAAGGCAUUGAACUAUUUCACUCUUUUCGGCAGCAGAGAGAUCCUUUUUCCGUGCUCUGUUUAAUAAUGUGGAACACCCUCCUUUAGUAUUUUUUCCUUAAAUUGGGCUCACCUGGCAAUCUAAUUAUCACAGGUGUCCGAGAUUUUCAGUGAUCAAAAGAGCCCUGAGACACAAUGCCAUUCAUGAGUUAAACUGAAAAACAAAAUAUUUAAUCUUUGUGACACUUGAAUAGAAUUUGCAUAAUAAUUUGGAACAGGGUGUAUGUAAACAAGGCCUUGUUUGAUGCUGAAUCUCUCUAAAAAAAAGAGAGAGAGAGAGAGAGAACAGACAAUAUUAGUGCAAUAUUUUUUAUUUUUUUUAAUAUGGGGUAGUGUUUAACAAAAGCACACUCACACUUCCGAGAGCUACCUAGAGCUCUGCUGUUAUUAGCGUGGGAGGUAUAAUCCCCGUUUAAGGAUAUAUGUUCAGCAGUAGUGAUGGUAUUUCCUCAGUAAAGUGCAGUAUGCGGAGACAUAAACAGGAACAUCCAAUAGCGUUAUAUGUAUGGCACAAAGUUCACAUAUACAGUAGUAGUAUUUUACUCACAUUUUUUUUAGAGCAUCGACCUGUUCUAGUAUGGUGGAUUGUUGGUGGUAUGAUCCCCACUUGGGAUAUGCAGGAACAAAGCGUAGUAAAAAUCAGGAAGCCAAAAGGGUGCAAAGUAAAUUUUAAAUAAAUUACUACAUCAUGGCAUACCAUUUGCAGAAGUAGACAACCAAGGGUAUUCAAUUUGGAGUAUUCUUGAGGAUUAAAAUAUUCCAUGUACACAUAUAUUUGUGUAGCAUGGGAAAAAAAGGGGUGAAAUCAAAAAGGAGGUAUUGGAUGUUGAAAACAGUCUAACAAGAUAAACCGAUUUUCAAGGAAAUGAAAGGGGAAGGAAAAAGCGGUUUACUGAUGAGCGAACGUCUCCAAGUUUAAAUCCCAUUCCCCAAAACUCAAAAUGUUAGCUUGAAAGAAUCCCUCUGAAAAACCACCCUAUAAUCAUAAAGCCACCUGCCUAACACACUCAUCUCAACUACCCAUCGCAUUUGUGCCCAUAAAGUGACUACAAUAAAUCAAAGCAAGAAAAGUGCUCGAUGUGCAUUUCAAAAUUUCAAAGCAUUAGGGGGCAUGGCCUAGCAGCGCAUGGAAGCGGUCGUGUAAACUGUGAGCUCCUCCAAUCCCGGGCUUUCACAGUGUGAAAUACAGCCAUACACACAAAGUGCCUUACCUAUUAAAGGAUACCUUCCUCUGCCUUAUGGUGAUGAAAUCCGGUAAAAAAAAACUCUGGCAAAAAACGUUACACUUACAUCUAACUCUGCCGCAAGUGCUGAUACAGAGAGACCAAGAUGGUGCCAACGGGCCACGAUCUUCCACCUCCGGGGACAGCCAGAGCAGCUCCACUCCCCCGCGCCAGAACCCUGUCACAGAUGCCUCUGUGAGUAAUAUGCUGCGAGACCUGAAAGCAGCCAUACACACAGACUUUAUGAAGAUAGCCUCUGAUAUCAGAGCAGAUAUCCAGGCCGUUGGAGACUGGACGGCACACCGGGAAGAAAAGACAGAAGGGUUGGUGGAAGUACACAACUCCCUAGCAGAUGCACACUCUGCAGUAGCAGAAAAGGUGAAAUUCCGGGAGGGGAAAAUAAUGAAGACCGCGACAGGGGAAAUAGCAGGCUCUGCGGGGUACCCGAAACUAUAAGGCCACAAGACCUGUCACACUUUGUCCAAGAGUUAUUCAAAACUCUCAUCCUCAAGCUGGAAGAAAUCACAGGCUUCCACAACCGAGACACCUUCCCCCAACAACACCCAGAGAUGUGAUUACAAGAGUGUAAUGCAGGCCGCCAGGAUCAACACAGCUCUCCCAGGAAAAUUUGCAGACAUCACGCCGUUCAUUGAGCUAUCUUCAGCCACCAUUUAUAAACAACGCACGUUUGCGCCCAUCACCUCAGCUCUCUGAGUUACAAAUGUGGCCUACAAGUGGGGAUUGCCGGCUAAAUUAUUGGUCCAACGGAAUGGCACAGACAAGAUUUUCACACCUUUAUGAUCGCAAAAGACUGCUCAAAGAAUGACACAUUCCCUUCACCCAAGAAGACAACCCCCGAUCACCUAGCAAAUCACCCCCAAGAAAAGUUGCCAAAGACUGUCUCACAAUCCUAUGGUCAUCGGCAGCACAGAUUUGCGGCUAAAGGGCAUCAUCAGCUCUCAGGUAGCAUUCCCACAACCUGUACAAGGCCCUGACCCUUUGCCACAACAACCGAUAAAAGAGCGAUGCUGGCAAGCUCUCUCUAAACCAAAAACUAUAUCUCUUUGCUAUAGAGCAUGGCAAAACACUCAACCACAUACUCAUCUACACUGCAAAACAAAAUGGGAAACUGACUGUUCACUUUCAGUUCCUGACACAGAAUGGCUGCACUUGAUGAUCUCUCAAAGUAGACGAAAUGCUACACACACACAUUGAGACACACAGAAUGCUGCUAUAUAGGUGGUAUAUGACACCCUCAACUCCCCCAGAAGCUACACAAACUUUAUCCAUACUGCUGGAGAUGCUCCUUUCCUUGGAGGAGGGCACCCUCCUGCACGUAUGGUGGACGUGUCUGGUGAUCCAACCUCUCUGGUCGGCUGUCCAUAACACCUUACACACAUUGGGAAUUUCCAACUUCCCCGAAACUGCUUAAGCUUACCUCCUGCUACUCUUUCCCUCCUCAGUGGAUGAAGAGUAAGGGCAAUUGAUAGCCUUCAUCCUACUUUCAGCUCGGAUUCUUCUGGCAAAGAAUUGGAAAUCCACAAUAUGCCCAACCCUAUCCCAACUAAGAGAUAAGAUACAAUUCUACAUUUUUGAGCGCAUGUCCUUAACCACGAGCAAUGAUGCACCUUACGUUCUCCCUUCUCAGAGGACACCUAGAUUACUCAAUACACCCAUAGGCACAAUCAAAGGCCUGCAGUAGAUUUCACACCUCCAUACCUCAAAGUACUCCUUAAUAGUGAUGCAUUAUUAAUGAUUUUACUUUUGUUCAGUUAUGUUUGUUUUGUUUCAGUACAAUGUUAAUCCUAACACGUGUACGAGUUGAAUACACACACACACACACACACACACACACACACACACACACACACACAUAUAUAUAUAUAUAUAUAUAUAUAUAUAUAUAUAUAUAUAUAUAUAUAUAUAUAUAUAUAUAUAUAUAUAUAUAUAUAUAUAUAUAUAGUAUACGCACUGAUAUACUGUAUCUACCAGUCAUGAAUUGUCAUGUUUAUCUUACCAACCUGUAUCAACUCCACAUAUGUUGAAUAACUAUACAAUGCUUAUAUGUUUCUGAAAAAACAAUAAAAUAUACAUCAUAAAAAAAUAAUAAUUUCAAAGCAUUAAAAUGCAUGGAAGACCUAAUGAGCGCAAGGUAAGUACUUUUACCACAAGAUCCAAACCACUGAUAAAUCAGAAGAUUGGAGUCGCAAGCUUAUACUUGGCUAAAUAGUAUCUUAUACGAUAUGCAGGUUUCUGGAACAAUGAUAAAGAUUCACCUGUGUCAUUAUUAUAGACAGUAUGUAGUAAGAAAAGAACUGCUUCUGAUCCCAAGUAUACUAUAUCACCCGUGGAACAUGGUGGAGUUGGUGUUAUGACAUGUCUUUAAAAAUAAGGUAACUGAUGACCGAAGAUAAUUAUGACCACUUUAGGAAUAUGUUGAUUUGCGUGAUUUCUUUAACUCUCCUAUACUUGGGGGUCCAUGUAUAAAAUUAAUUGUAGUUCCAAUACACUCCAUAACAUGUAAAUGUUGAUUACUUUUCAUUAACCCCUUAAGGACUGCGCCAAAUGUAAAUGUUUUGAUCAAAAUAAAACGUAAACAAAACUGUGAAUUUUACUAUGUCUGUUCAACCGUAAUUCACCUCUUUCAUAUUAAGUGCACCCACACUUAUUAUAUAUCAUUUUAUUCAGGAGAAAUAGGGCUUUCAUUUCACAUCAAAUAUUUAGCUAUGAAACAUAAUUUAAUGAGAAAAUAUAAAAAAAAGUGAGAUUAAUAUUUUUAGUUAUGCAUGAAAUUUUUACUGUAAAUGUCACACGGUUUGCUGUUACUGCAACUAAAUUUACAUAUUUGUAUUCAGCGAUGUCUCACAGGGUCAAAUAUAGCAUGUUAAAUUUUUCAGUUUUUUUCACAUUGAAAUUCGCCAGAUUGGUUACGUUGCCUUUGAGACCGUGUGGUAGCCCAGGAAUGAGAAUUAUCCCCAUGAUGGUAUACCAUUUGCAAUAGUAGACAACCCAACGCAUUAAAUUCAUAAACCGAGGUCCCACUGCGUGUGUGUGUGUAUAUGUAUGUGUGUGUGUGUGUGUGUAUGUAUAUAUAUAUAUAUAUAUAUAUAUAUAUAUAUAUUCUAUACACACACACACACACACACGCAUUGGGACCUCGGUUAUGUAUAUAUUGUUUUAUUUUACACUGUUUCAAACUUUAUUUUAAUUUAUUUCAGGCAGCAGGGAGACUACCUGUCAUUCCAGGCACUCCUCCUGCUGGCACUGCUAUGGACGGCUAUUCCGGCCAUGUGAUCGUGAGGUCCUUAGAAGGACCUCACGAUCACAUGGCCCAGGAGGGCCGGAUCGGCAGCAGGGGGACAGCCCUUGAUGGCGGAACAAACCUAUGCCGCCUGCUGGCGUUUUAGAGCUGGGUCCCCAAGGACGGCAUAGUCACUAAAACAACUCUAGCUUAAUAAAGCAGUUUUGGUGUAUAGAUCAUACCCCUGCAGUCUCAAUGCUUAAUUCUCUGCCAUUUAGGAGUUAAAUAACUUUAUUUAUGCAGCUCUAGGCACACCUCCCUGCAUGUGACUUACACAGCCUUCCUAAACACUUCAUGUAAAGUGAGAUCUAAUGUUUAGACUUUAUUGCAAAUUCUGUUUAAUUUAGAAUUUAUCUUAUGCUUUGCUACUAGCUUGCUAAACCCUGCAGGGGCCACCUGUAUGUAAUUAAAGUUCAAUUUACAGAGCAGUAGAUUAACUUUUAAAGUAAGUUACAUCUGCUUGAAAAUGAAACCAUUUUGUUUUCAUGCAGACUGUGUCCACAGACAAGGGAGGUGUGGCUAGGGCUGCAUAAACAGAAACAAAAGUAGUUUAACUCCUAAAUGCAGAGAAUUUAGCAGUGAAACUUCAGAGGCAUAAUCUAUACAUAGGGGAAAAAAGUGCUUCAUUAAACUAAAGUUGUUUUGAUGACUAUAGUGUCCCUUAAACCCUUAAGGUACUAGCCUUAAACAUGGCUAGUCUACACUUUAGACUUUACACUUUAGGGGGGAAAAAACCCUGUAUUUCUUUUACUGUCCAAAUCCUCAUUGACUGCAACAUAUAUCGUUUUAUUUUAGGCUUCAGGUUAUUUUCUGCAUUUUGAAAUGGAAUAUGUUAAAUGUAACACAUUACAUAGUACAUCCAUCUAGGUCUGUAAUUACUAGAGAAGUUAUGUUAGUUUUAUUUUUCUUACAGGUAUUACAUCAUUAUGGUAACCAUGUUUUUUACAGUGAGUGUGGUGAAUAAUUAUGCACUCAAUCUCAAUAUCUCCAUGCCACUUCACAUGAUAUUUAGAUCGGUAAGUAGAAAUGUUGGGGGGAGGGGGAUGGGAUAUUACAUUUCUAUUUUAUAUCUGUGAUAAAUUACUGGGUAGAUGGCUUGUAAUAAUUUGAGUUGAAUUAUUUUGCUGUGUUUGACAAAAGGGGUGUUUGUGUUUAGUUUCUUUCUCCUUGCAAUCUGAGAUGCUUCAAAAAUACUUGCAAUUAAUUAUAUUAUGUAGCUGCUGUUACAGGGAAAAUCCAAGGCUGAUUUAAAAAAUUAAUACAAAAAAAAUAUAUAAAUCACAAUACCGAUUUUGUACAUACACCACAUUUUAUUUUUAAUUUUUUAACAUAAGAAUUAAAAGUAAUUUGUGUAAAGGGACACUUAAAGCAGCACAACCACUGUGACGAACGCCCCUUUGCCUAGACAUUUGACACAGGCUCCUGAAGGAGUGUGGAGGCUAGCCUCCUGCCCACUGACUAUGGGCCAUGCUAAAAGGCUAUUAAGAGACUUGGUUUGUGGGAUUCCCUUGGACUGUUCGGGAACUGAACCAACCCAUGAACUGCGGACCACCUCUAAGCUUAUUGACCCUUGUUAACCUCUCCUGAAACUUCAAUCCAUGUGGGUUCUAAUUGUGCGGCUGGGUGGCUGCCAUUCGUAUGCAUGAUCGCAUGAAAACUGUGGCCAUCUUGUACACGAAAAUGCAGGCAGCAGUGUUUGGGCAGCGAUCGUGUGAAGCCUAAAUCUGACACUGAAACUCCCGAACACCAUUGAACUUUGACGAAUGCCGGCUUCUUCUCCACACAUGGCAGGAGAGCGCCAUUCGCUAGGUUUGUUCGUAUGAAUUAUACGAACAAGUGCUACCAACAAACCAGAGUUGUUUUUCUAUCACAUGGAACUCCCGCAUUUGACCAGCAAAAGCACAAAAUGCCCUGGAACUGUUUUGGGCAUAGGACCAUGUGUGCGGCUGGUCAGAACUUCCACAUGGUGGUGUGCGUGGGAUCUAAGCGCUUUUCGGAAAUGUUGGGCGCUCAGAUCCCUCUUCCCCGGACAUGCCAUGCGGUAGGUUUGUUUGUAUGAACCAUACGAACAAACGCUACCAGCAAGCCAGAGUGUGCGUUCGGUAUUUCUUUAACAUGGAAGUUGACCGGCUAAAGCAUAAAACGCCCUGAACGGUUUGGGGCAUGGGUCAGAACUUCCACACGGUGGUGUUUUGGCUGUGUUGGAUAUGUUGGGUGCUCAAAUCCAGCCUAUCCGACGAUGUAUAGACUGUGGGAAAUAUGCAUUUUUGUGUGUUUUUCAUAUUUUGUAAUUUUCUGCUGAGUCACGGUGACAUUGCAUUUUGGGGACAUUUUGUGGGUGUGUUAAUGGAAGUGUCAUGGGCGUGUUUGCAGUGUCUCUAUACUGUAUAAAAGUGGGCCCUUGAGCCUGGAUUAAACAGAGAUAAUUUUACCCCUUCAUUAAGUCUAGGUUAAUGUUUGGGAGAUUUGAAGCUAUAUUUACUAGUAUCCGUUACAACCACUAUAACAUUUUUUUAAUAUUUAUUUUGCCUAGAAUCCCCUGCCAACUUUGCCUUCUAAUGGUUAGGUUGCUUAGAGUGUUCAUUUGUCGAAAACAAAGGUGAGAGGCAGUCCAAGAAGUGUGAAGUCAGAAUAAAUUUGUGUUUUUUGUGUUUCUUCUUAUUUUACUUGCAUAUAAAAAAAAUUCUUCCACACUGUCCAUUUAAUGUGCAUAUUAAUGGGGAUGAAUGAUUUUGUCAAGUGAAUGAUCAGCAGUUUUAACACUGUAUCUAAAAUUCCGGCUGCUCUUUUGACAUUUUUCACAUCAAUAAUUUAUUACUAAAUUCUGUGCUUCCUUUCUAGGGAUCUUUGAUAGCAAACAUGGUGUUGGGAAUAAUUAUACUUAAAAAGAGGUAAGAUAUUUUGAUCUUUAACUGGACCUCUCUUAAACAGGGCUUUUAUAAAUGCAUCUAUUUCCCACAUUGGAUCUUAAAGGGACACCAUAGUGAACAAGACAACUUUAGCUUAAUGAAGCCGUUUUGAAGUAUAGAUCAUGCCCCUGCCGUCUCAAUGCUCAAUUCUCUGCCAUUUAAGAGUUAAAUCACUUUUGUUUCUGUCCAUGCAGUCCUAGCCUCACGUCCCCUAGUUGUGACUGACACAGCCUGCGAGGCUGAAAAAAUAUGGUUUCAUUUUCAAUCCGAUGAUAACUUGCUUUAGUAGUCUUUAUCUCCUGCUCUGUAAUUAAAUUUGAAUCACACAUAGGAGGAUCCAAGGUCUAGCAGGCUAUUAACCAUGCAGGAGCUCUUUUCAGGUAUAUCACCGGAUAAUCGAAUGGCACAAUCCAACUUCUCAAUGGAUCUUCCCUACCCUGGAAAGCAAAACGGUACAGGACUGAAUCCCUUCUGCUUUGUGGCUGAACAUGGGAGCAACUCUGGGAGCCAUCCGCGAGCAGCCAUUUCUAGGCGACAAUUCGGCUAUGGUACCAAUCCUGUUUUCAAUUGUCCCUCGCCACCUUACACAGCCCUAUGUAUCCCUUGUUAGAAAAUCCAGCUGGUCUAGAUCGACACACAUGGGCAUACCUUGGCAGAGGUUCAUUAAUUCGUGGUGUGAGGAGAAUGCUUCCUAUCCAAAGCUGUAUACAAGACAGAUCUCCUACCUCUCUUGAGGUCUCUCAAGCAGGUCACUCACACCAUUUGACGAGAUAUACUCCCGGGAUGAACUGUUGCGUAAUGGUAUUUCUGCCCUGCAUCGGGUGCUGCUGACAGAGAACAACCUUGCCCCAUUUAAGUACUAGUCAUUGUGGGAAUAUGCCCUACACAUGUCGUUUACAGAUCAGGAGUGAUCGAAGAUGAUAUUGCUGACUUACUUGAGUUCUAUCUGCACCAGAUACCAGUAAUUAAACGACAUGAUCUUAAUGUAAUCGUAUGACACUGGAGAAAUUGCAAAGGUUCUUUCCUGUGGCACCUGAUGUUUGCUAGAGAUGUUGGGGCAUGGUGGGCUCGCUCCUUCACAUAUUCUGGGAAUGUCUGAUCAUCACACCUUAGUGAAGGAAGAUUUAUGACACUGUCGUCUGUGGCAGACAAGGGGGUGAACUUUCACCCGGCAGAUAUGAUUCUAAACCGCUGUAAGCUCCCUAUCUCCAAAUACAUGAAAAUCUUGUCAAGACAUCUGAGUGGAGGAGAUUAGUCAGAUGGAAGAGGGUACGGCUAUUUUGAAGGGGCGGAUUGAGAGAUACGAGGAGGUAUAGAGGGCGUGGAAAUACUACCUUUGUACCGGUGACCCGACCAGACUGUACAAUAAAGGAAGUUUAAUAAUUGGAUAUCACUUUACAGGAAGUGUUUAGAAAGGCUGUGCAAGUCACAUGCAGGGAGGUGUGGCUAUGGCUGCAUAAACAAAGUGAUUUAACUCCUAAAUGGCAGAGAAUUGAGCAGUGAGACUGCAGGGGCAUAAUCUACACACCAAAACUACUUCAUUAAGAUAAAGGUAUUUUGGUGACUAUAGUGUACCUUUAAGUAGUCACAAAGUAUCCCUUUUUGGUACCAAAGUAAAGGCCACCUAUUAACAAGGGAAACAUCUGGGAUGAGUUCUAUGUUACAUUACUUUGUUGGCCGUCAGUCUCAUUGGCAAAAUCUCAGACGUUACGUUUCUUUUAAAACCUUAAGCAUCAACUCUCAAUGAAGUGCUUAUUGUGUCUGGAAGUCCUAUGCUCCAUCUUAAACUUAUGACGUCUUCCUUCUCUGGCCCUAGCACCUUGGGGACCGUUAAAUGCUCUAGAAAGGUACACCCAUUAUUGGUAUGUACUGGAGGAAGAGGCAGAGGGGCAGAAAUGGGCACUGUCAAGAAGACAUUCGGGUUAAACCCCAUAGGACCUUCAGAUACCAUAAUGACUUCAUUGAAAUGUGCACGGAGUGGUCCUUUUUAAUACAAAAUUAGCUUUAUUAUAAUUUAUCAAGAGGUAAAAUGUGUGAUUUAGUACAUCAAUAAAGGGCAAAAUAUGCAAUCAGAGAAUUGUGCUUGUAGUUUUGGUAGGAAACCAGCCUGUCAAAUCCUAAAUUUUAUUUUUAUUACUACAGUAAUGGCUAAUGGCUCUCAGAUUUCAUUUACUUUUAUUUUAGGUAAGUAUUAUGUUUUUUUUUGGUUAUUAUUCUGUAGAUUGAAAUGGCAGCUUAACGUUUCACAUUUGGCUGCAUAGUUUUGAUAUGUGGAAUUUAGAGCGAGCCUAAACUCAUAGGGCGGUAACUUGAUGAGAAAGGAAUAUCUAGUUUGAUUGAAGUAGAUUGUGGUGGAUUGAUGAUGUCUCACUGGUAUACUCUUAAAUAACUAUUUACAGUGUUCACUAAAAAUAUUUUUUCUUUCUCCCCUAGGUACAGCAUUUCCAAGUAUUUGUCUAUUGCUCUUGUUUCUGUGGGGAUCUUUAUUUGCACAUUGAUGUCUGCACAGCAAGUGGUAAAGCCCUGUUGCUCUCAUUUUGCUAAUUCCUUGACUGUUUUAUUUUGUGUAUUGCACCAUUACCUAAGGCAUACUAUAAAUGCUGUUCUUGACCACAAGCAAGAUGUGAUUGACUGUUAGCAAGCCAAAAUUGUCUUUCAUAGUUGAUUUGGGAUGCUUACGUGAUGUAGCAUUUUCAGAAAAUAUGCAGCCGUAGGAAAAUUAAAACUUAACGGAAAUUGGAUAAAACAAAUAUUGGACAGCCAGCCUACAUCAAUGCCACUUUGAUCAGUAGGUUUUUGUCACUCUCUACUUGACUUAAGUGUUUAUUUUGUAGAAGGGUUUGCAGAAGAACUCGGUGUGGCAUAUUUUAAUUAUGAUAAUGUUACAUUGUGCCAUGCAGGGGCCUCUAGUCUCCAUGCAGUUCUGGUACAUACAUGGGUGCCAUGGGUCUACUAAGUGUGUGUCUCUGUGCAAGUUGUUUGUUCUUGCACUUUAUUAUCUUUUUGUUGAGGAUUGUGUUCUUUAUUUUUAUGAAAAGUAACUCCAUGCAUCAAAAGGUGUAUUUUUUUUUACUUUUACUCUUGGGAAACACUGCAUAAAUGAAUAUAGGAAAAUGCUUAAUAGGUGGUCAGCUCUACCUUUAAUUUUUGUUAUAAGCCUCAUCUCGAGUCUUGCACUGUCACCAGAUGAAGAAAACUCAACCCAUAAAGACAAUGAACCUUUGUAGUGCGUAGAGCUGUGUUUACAUUUAUUAUUGCUUUCUUUAAUGUUGUAUUGUUUUACUCCUUCAGGCAUCACAUCAACCCUCCCCUGAAGAAGAUGGGUUUGCAGUUUUCCUAUGGUGGCUUAUAGGUGAGUAGUAACAUUCACGAACUGGCUUUUUUUUUAUACAUCUGGACCUUUAUAAACCAAAGUCUAGUGUCAUUUAAAUUCCUAGCAUGGAAGCAUAGCUGGACCUGUGUAAACAUUAUCUAAUUGUAUUAUCUAAUUUUAUUCAUUUUUUUUUUUAUACAUUUUGUGCAAACUGUAUUUUUACUGUAUUUUCUGUGCAUGCCUUUUUAAAGGAUCACUAUAGGGUCAGGAACACAAAGAUAUAUUCCUGACCCUAUAGUGUUAAAACCAAAAUCUAGCCCCACUGGGCCCCUCAUGCCUCCCUAAAAAGAGCAAAAUCUUACUUUUAUUCAAGCCUGAAGCUGUAGCUCUGCAUGCUGUUUGACUCAGAAUAGUCAAUAGUCAAAACCUGUCUGCUGACAUCAUCAGAGGUGGUAGCCUGAUCCAAUCUCAAUGCUUCCCCAUAGGAUUGGCUGAGACUAACAAGGAAAUAGAUCGGGGCAGAGCCAGCAUGAUUCAAACACAACACUGGCCAAUCAGCAUCUCCUCAUAGAGAUGAAUUGAAUUAAUGAAUCUCUAUGAGGAAAGGUCAGUGUCUGCAUGCAGAGGGAGGAGACACUGAAUGUUUGGAUGCAUUUUAGGCAGCCAUGACCCAGGAAGGAUCUCUAACAGCCAUCGGAGGAGUGACCAGUGAAGUUAUCACUAGGCUGUAAUGUAAACACUGCAUUUUCUCUGAAAAGACAGUGUUUACAGCAAAAAGCCUGAAGGUAAUGAUUCUACUCACCAGAACAAAUAUAUAUAAAUAUAGUCCUUUAGUUACACACUGCUACUAUAUUAAUGGCAAUGUUAGUAUCAUUAUGUUUGUUUUUACUAGCCAUAUGAAUAUAUCUAAUCCUAAAGGUCCACUAAAAAUGUAAUUUAACACAAAAACAACCUCAAACUUUAAGGAAGCCUAAAGGGCAACAAAAAAGUAACAGAAUGAAAGAGAAGAAUAAAAACCAGGGUUUUUUGUUGUUGUUGUUUUGUGUACACAUUUUGGUGGUUUUAUUUAACCCCUUCAGACCGAGAACGGUUCAGGACCGUCAUCGGCAUUUUUGCGUUGCCGACCUGUAACGGUCCUGAACCGUCCUAACGGUCCACCGUACUUACCUGAUCGCCGUCGUUCCCCCGGCGGCAAUCGGUGUUGCUCCCGUUGUGGGGAGACUGCCUGCAGCCCAGACAGUCUCCCCAUCGUGGAUUAGGACCCCUGGGGUCACAAUAGGUGUCCAUGUGUAUGCCUGCAGGGGAACUGCCUGUGCUGCCUGCUAGUGUAAAAUCAUAAAAAAAAUUAAAGUUAAAGUUAAUAAAAAAAAUUAAAAAUUAUAUAUGUGUGUGUGUGUGUGUGUGUGUGUGUGUGUGUGUAUAUAUAUAUAUAUAUAUAUAUAUAUAUAUAAUAUAUAUAUAUAUUGUCAUACUAAGUGUAUUUUUAUAUUAAUAUGUACAUAUAUUAAUAUUAAAUUACACACGUGUGUGUGUGUGUGUAUAUAUAUAUAUAUAUAUAUAUAUAUAAUAUAUAUACAGUAUAUACUCGAGUAUAAGUCUAGUUUUUCAGCACAUUUUUUGUGCUUAAAAACCCCCACUCGACUUAUACUCGAGUCACUGUCUGUAUUAUGGCAACUUAGAGAGCCGUGGCAACAAUCCGCGCGGCAACCAGACCGCGAGACUUACAGUGGAGCUGACCGGAACGGAGGAGAAGGGAGCUGACAGGAGCUGCAGGAAAGGUAAGUAAAUGCUUCCUGCCGGCCCCCCACUUCACAGCCCAUGCCACUGGACCACCAGGGAUUAAGAUAGCCCCCCCUCCCUGACCAGUUAACAAGCAGGGAGGGGGGACAAAAAAAAUAAUUAAAUAAUAAAAAAAAAUAUUAAAAUUAAAAAAAAUUAAAAUAAUAAAAAUGCCCUCCCCCCACCCAGUUCACACACACACUACACAAACACACACUCUGCAUUAUAUACACACUCUGCAUUAUAUACACAGAGUGUGUGUAUAUAAUGCAGAGUGUGUGUUUGUAUGAGUGUGUGUGUGUAUAUAAUGCAGAGUGUGUUUGUAUGAGUGUGUGUGUAUAUAAUGCAGAGUGUGUGUUUGUAUGAGUGUGUGUGUAUAUAAUUAUAAAAAUCACAGAAUUUCAUAGCCCCAAGUUUUACCCUCGACUUAUCCACGAGGCAUAGCAUAUUUCACAAUUGUUGGUCACAAAACUGCACUCGACUUAUACAUGAGAUCGACUUAUACAUGAGUAUAUACGGUAACUAUAUAUUGUGUGUGUAUAUAUAUAUAUAUAUUAUAAAAUACAAAUAUUUAAUUUAAAUUAAAUAAAAACAUAUAAAAAUAAUACAUUUUUUUAAAAGAAAUAUAUAUCUAUAUGAAAUUUUAUUCUAACUGUAUUUUGAUAUUAACCCCUUAAGGACUAGACUGUUUUUGCGAUUGUUGUAUAUUUGCGACCAGGCAUAUUUUUACACUUUUGUGGUGUUUGUGUUUGGCUGUAAUUUUUCGCUUUCUCAUUUACUGUUCCCAUACAACUUAUAUAUUGUUUUUUUCAGGACAAAAGGGGCUUUCUUUACAUACCAUUAUUUAUAUAAUCUCAUGUAUUUUAAUUUAAAAAAAAUAUUAUUUAGUUUUUUUACUUUUACUUGAAAAAUCUUUUACUCAUCUACAAAAGCGAAUGAAAAAAACUGCUAAAUAGAUUCAAAAUUUUGUCCUGAGUUUAAAAAUACCCAGGGUUUACAUGCUUUUUUGCUUUUUUUUGCAUGUUCUAGGGCUAUAGGUACAAGUAGGAUAUUGCGGUUUCAAAACAUACAUUUUUAAAAUUUAUCAAUAGUGACAUUGUAACGCUAUUAUCUGUCAUAAAUCUCUGAAUAACACCCCACAUGUACAUAUUUUUUUUAAAGUAGACAACCCAGGGUAUUCAAUAUGGGGUAUGUCCAGUCUUUUUUAGUAGCCACUUUGUCGAAAACACUGGCCAAAGUAAGCAUUCAUAUUUGUUUGUGUGUGAAAAAAGUAAAAAAACUAAAUUGAACGCUAAUUUUGGCCAGUGUUUGUGACUAAGUGGUUACUAAAAAAGACUGGACAUACCCCAUUUGUAAUACCUUGGGUUGUCUUCUUUUGCAAAUGGUAUGCCAUCAAGGGGGUAAUUCUCAUUCCUGGGCUACCAUACGCUCUCAAAUGCAACGUAACCAACCUGGCCAUUUUCAAUGUAAAAAUAUUUGACCCAUAUAUUUGACCUGUAACUUUCAAAAAUACUAUAAAACCUGCACAUGGGGGGUACUGUUUUACUCAGGAGACAUCACUGAACACAAAUAUUAGUGUUUAAAAACUGGAAAACGUAUCACAACAAUUAUAUCAUCAGUAAAAGUGCUGUUUGUGUGUGAAAAAUGCAAAACUUUCACUGACAAUAUCAUCGCUGUGAUAUGUUUUGCUGUUUUGAAUGCGCUAAUAUUACAAUGUUCAACUUGUCUCCAGUAAAGCCUAUAUACAGGGGCUAGGAGGUAAUAAAUAGAGCGUACAGGGUAAAAUCCCCAGUGCUUACAACAAAAAUUAAAUUCUCUAGGACUUUUCAUUUACCGUUUGGCUGGCAGGUCCUCAAAAUUACAAUCAAUAAAAUUACUUAAUUAUGUAAAAAUAUUACAUAAAUACGCCGCGUAGAGAUUUAAAUAUAUAUGCAUAUUUAUAUAUUUGGAAAUCUCUACGUGUAUAUUAUAUAAUUAUUUAUGUAAUUUUGUAUAUGGACAUAUGUAUAUUUCGUAUUUUUAUUUAUUUAUAUAUACAUAGAUAUAUAUACAAAUUCAUUCUAAGUGUAUUUUGAUAUAAAUAUAUAUAUAUAUAUAUAUAUUAAUUUUAAAAUACAGUUAGAAUAAAAUUUCAUAUAUAUAUAAUUUUUUUUUAUUUUUAUUAUUUAAAAAUUUUUUAUAAAAUUUAAAUUACUUAUUAUUUAUAUUUUAUAAUAAUAUAUAUAUAUAUACAAUAUAUAUAGUUAUUAUAUAUAUUAUAUAUAUAUACGUGAGUAAUUUAAUUAUAAGUGUAUUUUUAUAUUAAUAUAAGUACAUAUUAAUAUAAAAAUACACUUAGUAUGGCAUUAUAUAUAUAUGAUAUAUAGACAUAUAUUAUAUUGAUAUAAUAUAUGUCUAUAUAUCAUAUAUGUAUACACAUAUAUAAUAAUUUUUUUUUAUUAACAUUAACUUUAUUUUAUUUUUUGAUUUUACACUAGCAGGGAGACUGCCUGUCAGCACAGACAGUCCCCCUGCAGGCAGACACAUGGACACCUAUUGUGACCAUGUGAUCGCUGUGUUAAGCGAUCACAUGGCCCCAGGGGUCCUAAUUCAGUGUGGGGAGACUGUCUGGGCUGCAGGCAGUCUCCCCACAACCGGAGCCACGCUGAUCGCCGCCGGGGGAACGACGGCGAUCAGGUAAGUAACUAAGACCGUUGGGACGGUUCAGGACCAUCAUCGGUCUGCAAGGCAAAAAUGCCGAUGAUGGUCCUGAACCGUCCUCGGUCGUGAAGGGGUUAAUAAAUAUAUUUAUAUAAAAAUACACUUAGAAUGAAAUUGUGUGUACAUAUAUCUAUGUAUAUAUAAAUAAAUAAAAAUAAUACGAAAUAUACAUAUGUCCAUAUACAAAAUUACAUAAAUAAUUGUAUAAAUAUACACGUAGACUUCAAAUAUAAAAAUAUGCAUAUAUAUUUAAAUUCUACAUGCGUAUUUAUGUAAUAUUUUUACAUAAGUAAUUUUAUUGAUUGCAAUUUGAGGGACCUCCCUGCCAACCCAGGCCGAAAGUCCAGAGAAUUUAAUUUGCUACCACUGUAUUUUACCCUGUAAUUUUCUAUGACACCCUAAAACCUGUACAUGGGGGGUACUGUUUUACUCGGGAGACUUCGCUGAACACAAAUAUUAGUGUUUCAAAACAUAUCACAGCGAUGAUAUUGUCAGUGAAAGUGACUUUUUUUUGCAUUUUUCACACACAAACAGCACUUUUACUGAUGAUAUAAUUGUUGUGAUACGUUUUCCUAUUUUGAAACACUAAUAUUUGUGUUCAGCAAAGUCUCCCGAGUAUAACAGUACCCCCAUGUACAGGUUUUAUGGCGUUUUUGAAAGUUACAGGGUCAAAUAUAUGGGUGAAAUAUAUUUACAUUGAAAAAGGCAAGGUUGGUUACGUUGCCUUUGAGAGCAUAUGGUAGCCCAGGAAUGAGAAUUACCCCCAUGAUGGCAUACCAUUUGCAAAAGAAGACAACCCAAAGUAUUGCAAAUGGGGUAUGUACAGUCUUUUUUAAUAGCCACUUAGUCACAAACACUGGCCAAAAUUAGCGUUCAAUUUAGUUUUUUACUUUUUUCACACACAAACAAAUAUGAAUGCUAACUUUGGCCAAUGGUUUCGACUAAGUGGCUACUAAAAAAGACUGGACAUACCCCAUAUUGAAUACCCUGGGUUGUCUACUUUAAAAAAAAAUAUGUACAUGUGGGGUUGUUCAGAGAUUUAUGACAGAUAAUAGUGUUACAAUGUCACUAUUGAUAAAUUCUAAAAAUAUAUGUUUUGAAACCGCAAUAUCCUACUUGUACCUAUAGCCCUAUAACGUGCAAAAAGCAUGUAAACACUGGGUAUUUUAAAACUCAGGACAAAAUUUUAAAUCUAUUUAAUAGUUUUUUUUCAUUAGCUUUUGUAGAUGAGUAAAAGAUUUUUCAAGUAAAAGUCAAAAAACAUAUAUUUGUUUCAAUUUUUCAUCAUAUUUUUUUUAUUUUUUUUAAAUUAAAUAACAUGAGAUUAUAUAAAUAAUGGUAUGUAAAGUAAGCCCCUUUUGUCCUGAAAAAAACCAAUAUAUAAUUUGUAUGGGAACAGUAAAUGAGAGAGCGGAAAAUUACAGCUAAACACAAAUACCACAAAAGUGUAAAAAGAGGCCUGGUCGCAAAGGUACAACAUCGCAAAAACAGUCCAGUCCUUAAGGGGUUGAACAAAGGUCCAAUUUUAAGUGCAGAACUCUGUUGUGGGCUACCUAAUGUCAAUUCAUUGCAUAUUUGCGUCUGUUGUCAGCACACUGGCGAUACGUGUGAUAAUCCUCUCCCUUUUAGAAAAAAAACGCUUGCAAAGGGAAGAUAGCUCUCCCUUCCCUCCCUCUCGCUUUGUGCUUCCUCUCUCCUCUAUUUAUUGCAGAUGUAGGUGUUUUGCGCUCAUACGCUCUGAGACAGUAAAACGGCACAUCCUCCUCUUCUGCGUAACGUAUAUGAGUGUAUAUAUACAACAUUAAUAACCUGUUAUGAGAAGCCAGUCAGUGCGUCGUAAACAUGGGUAUGCAGAAGAGGAGAAUGUUACAAGAAAUAUGCACUCAGCAGGUUUAGGGAAGUAAGUUAACUACAUUAAAAAAUAAGCCUAUUAAUUGUACAACAUGAACCAAGCCCCAUGAUUAGUUAUCUGAUAUGAUAGUUUUACUUUAAACUCUGCCACCUGCAUUUAUAGGCAAAAUUACAGCUGUUUCUGCAUAAACGUUCUAUUUGCCAUUCCUUGUAUGUUAAAUAAACGUUCCAGACCCCUGCCCAGUGUGUGUGUGUGUUUGAGUCUUGCUAAAAUAACCAGAGCAUUGCAAGUUUGUGGAAACUGUGUACUUAAACAUCAGUGAUAUUUUUAGCAAAACUGAUGUUAUUCUAUAAAUUUCUCUAAAAUAUAUAUUGUCAUUGUUGGUGUUCAUUUCCAUUCCGUAAUGGCUGCUUCAGUUUAUAAGUGGCACAAUCUCUGACAUCGUAAUGUGAUAGCUGUUAUCAAAAUAAUUUAAUGGGCAUUUCUUUCCUGCUUUCCAGGUAUCGCGGCUCUGACCUUUGCUCUCAUAGUGUCAGCCAGAAUGGGAAUCUUUCAGGAAACCCUGUACAAAGAAUAUGGGAAGCACCCCAAAGAGGCAUUAUUCUACAAUGUAAGUUGGAAACUUAGCAUUGGGGGAACUGACUGUGACAGACUAUUGAACUAUGUUUAUUCUGGUGCACACUGAUGAAUGUCACCAUUGAGUUAAUGUUCAAUGGUUAGAUUAUGCAAUCUAAAAAUCUAGUCUGCUACACUGUCCAUGUGAACAUCAUUUACUGGUGAACAGAAACAACUGAUCUAAUAGUUUGUCAAUCUACUGACCACUAUCUGGAUAUAGAAAUGGGGUAUUUAUUUUUAAUCUGUGGGUGCAAAAAUUACAUUAAACAUGUACAUUUCUUAAUCUGCCGGAAUACAAGUAUAUAUAUUUAUUUAUUUAAUUUUUUUUUUUAGCUUGGAUUUUAACUUGUAUAUUUUUAAUAAAAAUUUAGCUGCUUAGGCACAUAUACGUAGGAGGUAUUUUUUAAACAAAAUAUAGUAUCCAAGGAGGAAAACUCAAAAGAUUUCUCUCUUGUGGCAUACAAAUAUUAUACAUCUUUUAAAAUCUCUUUGACAAGUGGGGAAUUUUCAUUGGCCACAGACAGAAAGCAACACAUUAUAAAUAAAUGAACAUUUAAAAGCACUUUGAUAUCUCACAGCUACCUUUUUAUCCUUCCCGUGACAGCAUGCUUUGCCACUGCCGGGAUUCCUGCUACUUGCUCCUGAUAUUUAUUACCAUGCAGUCAUGUUCACUCAGAGUGGUAAGUAUCGCAAGUCAUUAAUGAAGCGGUAUUUGCAUGUAACAAGUGUGCCCAGUUUAACUAGCCUAUUUCAUUUGCUCUUCUUUGUGAAUUUUGUGCAUAGUCCAUGGAAUAUCUUUUUUAAAUGUGUUUUUACCAGUGGCAUCCUGAGGGAAACAAGCUUAGACCGUAUUUAUUUUAUUUCAAUAAUUUUUAUUGGAAAAUGUUUCAAUAUUAUACAUAUAGACAAUUAAUCAUACAUAACAAUUUGUUGUCUUUUCAGUGGUUAGUUUAGAGUUAAUACAUCUAUAUAUCCAGAAAACAUACAAAUAUCCUUCAUAUCACAUAGAAAGCAAUACCUAGAAAAAAAAGCAAAAAAAAAAAAAAAAAGCAGAAGUAAUAAAAAUAGUUAUAUCAGUAGCUAAGAGUAAGAGGGCAGGAACACAUACUGCUGCUCCUGUCCUCCCAUCGACCGUUACAUACGGGUUAUUCUGAGGAGGGAGAGAGUUAUAUUUGUAAAAGAAAAAGCGCUCUUGGUUCUAUUAAUUUUCUUGCAAUCAUUUUGUCAAUAAUAUUAAUAUUCGAUUAGUCUGGUACAAUUUUAUUUAACAAUUCCUUCCAAAUUGAAUAUUUUUUUUUGUGAAUUCAAGAGGUUCAUCGAUAUCUUUUUGUAUUUGUAUUUGGGAUAUGAAUUGAUAUUUUGCUUUACGCCAAAUUGUUUUUUUAGGUGACUUCCAGUUCUGUGUGAUCAAUUUAACUGCUAAAAUAGUGUGUGUUAUUAGCAUUUUAUGAGCUUGAGACAUUUUUGGCCAGAACAUAUGGAGAAGUGUUUCCUUUGGAGACCAAUUUAUUUUGGUUUUGGUCAUAUUAAAUAACCAUUUAUAUGAAUCAAACCAUAUCACCCUAAUUUGCUCACACUCCCACCAAAUGUGUAAAUCUGUUCCACUCAUUUUGUUGCAUCUCCAGCAUAUUUAUCUGUAGUAGAUAGGGAAAUAUUUGCACUCCUGUUUGGGACCCAAUGCUAUCUGUUGGCAAUCUUAUACUGUGUCUCUAAGAAAUUUAGGCAAAGUUUUUUGUUCCAUUCGUCAUUGUCUAUAUACACUCUAAGGUCUUUCUCCCACCUAACUAUUAAUGAAGUUUUGAUUAGUGGAUAUUUAGCUUCUGUCAGGGUUCUUGCUCUAGAUAAUAGAUAAUACUUUAUUCACUUUUUCAUAGUUAAAUAUCUGUUGUAAUUUAGUAAUACGAUUUGAGUUUUUAGAUAAAAGAUGUUUAUCUAAAAUAUUCUUAAAUAAUUGAAAACCUGAGAAUUAGUUAAAUUAAAUUGCUAUUUGAGAUCUGGAAAAGGUUUAAUUUUAUCAUUAUUAAUCAGUUGCUUAACAAAUAAGAUGCCCUUUUGUUUCCAUAGAUUUAGGUCUAGAUCUGUUAAUUCUAUGAUCUGAACUUUUAAUGACUGUAUUAUUUUGUUUGUUACUCCCAUUUCUUUUUUUAUUUUAUACCAUGCUUCUAAUAAUUGUUUUAAAAUUAUAUUCUGCUUCAAUGUAUGUAUAGAAAAUCGUUUAUUUUUUAGAUUCCAUACAGCCAAAGAUAAAUCAUUAUUUCUCAGUGAAUUUUUUUCUAUUUCUUGCCAGCCUUCUAAUUCAGGAGAUUUUAUUUGCAGCCAGUAUAUAUGUGUAAUUUUACUGGAUUGGUAGAUAUUUUUAAUAUUUGGAAGAUUUAGACCUCCUUUAUUUUUUAUUUUUUUUACAAGACAGGAGUUUUCUAUUCUAGGUGGUUUGCCUUUCCAGUUAAAGUUUGUAAAAUUUGAUUGUGACAUAACCAUAAAUUAGGUACCAGUAGAGGCAAUAUUUGAAAAAGAUAUGACCAUCUUGGUAGGAUGUAGGAAUUAAUUAGGUUGAUCCGUCCCCACCAGGUUAAUUCUAUAGUUCUAUAUUCUUUUAAUAGUUGGUUUGUUGAUCUUAGUAGUUCCAUUAAAUUUAUUUCCAUUAAGCUUUUUACAUCUUUAGUUAUUUUCACUAAUACGUAAGAAACGUUUUUGUUUAACCCAGCAAAAUCUAUACUGUUUUUUUUUUUAUUUCUUUUAUGACUUCUUGUUUUAUAUUUAUAGAGACAAUAUUAGAUUUCUCUUCAUUUAUUUUAUAAUUGGAUAUUAUGCUAUAAUUUUGAAUUUCUUGGAUACGUUCUCUAAGUGAAUCUUUGGGAUUUAACAGAGUCAAUAGGACAUUGUUCGCAUAUAGAUUUAUCUUUAGUUGUGUGAGUCCUAUUGGGAAUCCUUCUAUUUUUUGGUUAUUUCUUAUUUUCAUUGCAAGAGGUUCAAUUGAUAUAUAUAGCAAUGGAGAAAGUGGGCAUCCUUGCCCUGUCCUGUUUUUUAAUGGAAACCAAUCAGUAGUUAUAUUAUAACCCACUGUUCUUGCUGACGGGGAACAAUACAGCAGCAUAAUUGCUUUAUAAAGCCAUCCCUGUAUAGAGAAAUGUUAGAUAGAUUUACUCAUGAACCACUAGUUGACUCUGUGGAACUCUUUGUCAGUGUCAGUCGAGAGAGUCAACAUGGGGGUCCCAGAUUCUUCCACUGAAUCCAUAAUAUCCAAUAGUCUUCUAAUAUUGGAACCUUAAAACUUAUUUGGGAUAAACCCAGUCUGGUCUGGGUGGAUUUAAUUAGUUAUCACUGAUUUUAACCUGAAUGCAAGUAUUGAUGAAUAUAGUUUAAUAUCUGUAUUUAAAAGGGAUAUUGGUCUAUAGUUUUGAAUAUGAGUAGGGUUUUUAUUUAUUUUUAAUAUUGGAAUUAUAUUUGCUUUAGUUCAUCUGUUAUAUAAUGCUGUUGGACGAAGUCAUUAAAUGUAGCUGUUAGAUCACCUAUCAACUGUACCUUAACUGUUUUAUGAAAAAUAUUACUUGGACCAUCAGGGCCUGGUGUUUUUAAGAGUUGCAAUGAUGUUAUCGCUUGUUCAAUGUCCAACUUACUAAUUGGUAAAUUUAAGUUCUGUUUCUGUACAUCUGUUAAUUUUGGAAAAUUUGGAUCUCUAAAAUAGUCAUCUAUAUCUCCUGUAUGAUUUCCUAUACUAUAUAACUUGCUGUAAUAGUCAUUAAAAGCUUUGCCUAUUUCAUCUGGAGUUAACAAAAUGUUAUCUCCUAUAAUAAUUUUUAUUAUAUUUCUUAUAUUGUUCUUUUUUUAACUUAUCUGAGAGUAGUUUAUCUGCUCUAUUCCUCCUCGCAUUAUAUUUAGUCUUUAUUUUUUUUCAUUGUUUUAAUUGAACUUUGUCUUCAUAUAUAGUUCAUUUUUCCCUGGGUUUCUAAUAUCUCAUUAUAGGUGUGAGCAGUAUGAUUUUGUUUAUUAUCAUUAGAGAGAUUAUGAAAUUUUAAAUAUAGGUCUUGUAAAUUUUGUUCAUGCUUUUUCCUAAAUUGAUUGAUUAAUUUUAUAACAUAGCCUCAAAUUACUGCUUUGAAGGCACACCAGUUAUUAGUUUGAUUUGUGUCCUUUGAAUAAUUUUCAGCAAAAUAUAGGGAAAUUAUCUAAGAGAUAUAUUCUUUGUUCUUUUUAGGGUUUAGUAAAAUGUCAUUCAAUCUCCAUGUUGGUUUAAUUUUGAAUUCAAUUUUAUCUUUAAUUUCUAUAAUAAGAACAUUAUGGUCUGACCAUGUAUUAUUAAUAAUCUAAAUUUUUGAGGUACUUUUAAUUAAUGGUGUAUUGCCACAGAUCAUGUCUAAACAGAAAUAGGAUAAAUUAACUUUAGAAAGAUGGGUAUAGUCUCUCUCUUUCGGAUGGAAGAUUCUCCAUCAUAUAUCACAUAAAUCAUAUCUGUUAAGAGUAUUUGUUAACAUUAUUGCUUGCUUUUUUUUUUUUUAAUUGCCUUUUUUAUCUAUUGGGGUAUUUUGUAGAAUGUUUUUUGUCCAUAUCUACAUCUUAAACGCAGUUGAAAUCACCAGCUAUUAUAACAUGUCCCUUUUUAAUACUUCCUACCUUCUCUAUUAUCGUUUUUAAGAGAGACACUCGAGAGUGAUUUGGUAAAUAUAUGUUAACCAAUGUAAAUAUCUCUUCAUCUAUCUUACAAAUUACUAUAAUAUAAUGACCCAUUUGGUCCAAAAUUUGAUAAAUGUUUUAGUUUUAGAUACAUCUAUGGCAACUCCUUUUUGCUUUUUACCUUGAUUUGAGGCAUAUAUAAGCACUGGAAAAUCUUUGCCUUUAAAUGUAAUUUUAUCAUCUUAUCUCCAGUGAGUCUCUUGCAAAAAAAGCAAUAUCCACUCUGUUUUUUCAAGUAGCCAUAUACAGUUGACCCUUUAUAUAAGGAGUUUAGACCUUGGGCGUUAGCCGAUGAUAACCUAACCAUAUGACCUUCUGCUUACUCCCUUUCCCAACCGAAAUAACCUCUUAUGAUUUAUACAAUAUAAAGUUAAAGAAAAAAAAAUAGACAAAAUUACAACUUGCUUACAUACAGUUUUAAAAAACCUUCUAUUCAUGGAAGGUUGAAAGAUAAUCCUAGCUAGAAACAGAAGUAGAUUCUCCAUUUUCCUGAUCUAGGUCGAUUUCUAUACCUCUUAUUCGGGUGUAUGGUAGAGUAAAAUAUGGAGCCGUCGUGCAUGGGGCCACAAAAAAAAAAAUAAAAAAAAAUCUAAUUCUAUAUAAUCAUGGACAUCAAGUUCAAUAUGGCAUUUAUCUUAUGUUAAUCAAGUAUUUAAAAUGUAUAUAUUGUGAAUGUAUAUAUUUAUAGAAAUCUUUGUUGAAAAUCACUUAUCAUAAAUCCCAUCUUUCUGUGAAAAUACAUUGUGGAAAAAAUAUUACUAAAUGCUAUUAUAGUUCAAUGAAUUACUCAAUCUUCUGAGUAAUAUUUUAUAUAUAUUAUCGUGUAUAUAACUUUUAGUUGUAGUGCCUUUAUUACCCCUUUAAUACUUAGUCAUAAAAUUAAAUAUGUGCCUUCAAGGUUAUGGGAAAAAAAUUGAAACACUUGUGCACAACUAAUUAGAUAUAGUAAUUAACUUAAGUUAAUCCAAUAUUUUCUUAUAUAUAGUGAGCAUAUGCUUUCGUAAAAAUCUUUAUAUAAACCAUUUAUUAUAAAUCACAACUUUUUAUCUCUAUACCUUGUGUAAACUAAGUAUUAUUAAAUUCUAAUACCAAUUAUUAAAUUGGAUAAUAUUUCUACAUAUAAUAUCUUGUAUAUACUAUCAUAUGUGUAACCUUUGUGAUAGUGCCCUUAUUGAGGAUUAAUUAUUCAGAUAUAUGCCUUAAGAGUUAUAUAAUUAAUAUUCACUAUAUACAAAUUAAAUAAUUUUUGUUACCAUCAGAAAAAAACAAAUAGAUCAUCAGAAAGGGGGAAAAAAGAAAAAAAAAUAUAUAUUUUUUUUCCAUUACUCCUUUUUCCCUUUUCCUUUUCCUUUCCCUCUCUCUUCCCCUCUUAUUCUUCAUCUUCAAUUGCUGAGAUAGAUUCAUUUUGAAUAUUUUCAUUUAUUGGAUUUGUUUUAUCCAUAACAUUUUUUUUUUUUUGUAUCUCUUUACUUAUAUUAGGUGAAAAGAAACCUGAAAGUCUUUUGUCUACCAGUUUUUUCUGAUUCCUUUGUUCUGUCUUUAUCUUUCUUUGCUGUUGGCUUUUUUGUUGACCUAAUUUUGUUGACCUAUUUUCUUUUUUUAACUUUUGCCUUUCUCUGUUUUCAGUGUUCUUUUUCUCUUUUUUUUUUUUGUAAAUAUGUUUUUAUUUCGGUUUACAUUGUCGAUAAUAAGUCACAUUGAGACUCGCAGGUCUCCGUAGGCCUUUAGGGCACAAUAACCAAAGUACAACAUGUGCAUAGCGUUUUUAUGUCGGCCAAUCGGGCGCGCAGGCCCACAAUUGCGAUGGACUCGCAGGUCCCUUACAGCAUGCAGUUUUUGUCCCUAGACUGGUGUAUCUUUUGUAUUCAGUUGCUCCAUUUGUUAAGUAACAUUAGGCUAACUUCAGUGUGGACUCGUGGGUCCACUUAGGGUAGGACAUAAGCAGCCGUUGGAAAGGAAUGACAGUCUGCCAAACCAGCAUUGGUGACGCGCAGGUCACAAUGUAGCGGGUGUUAUAGUCGGGUGUCGGGCCCGUGAGUCUCAUUGCAGUAAGGUGGUCAGGUAUUACCUCUAGUAAACGCUAAGGUGUCAGGGUGGGUCCGCUGGCCCCUUUGAGCCCAGCGUUAAGGCCCGUGGCCUGAUCUGGAGAACGUGCAUGUGGGUGUCAUAUGUUCUGUUGUCCCCUCAUGGAGGAGUGAGCGUCUCCCCAGAGGCCUUAUAGGCCCUCUCUUAUGUUGUCACUGGCGUAUGCCUAUUACUUGUCUGUUCGCAUGCGGUGUUUGGGAUUGGGGGGGGUGUCCGGGUAGUGGCGUCCGGGGAAGUGGGGGGGUCGGGGUGCGUCCGCGUCUGGGUCACGUCUGUCUAGGUCGUCUCUGUGUUUGUCGGUCUAUGCGGCCUCGUCACUGUGUCCUUACGUGUCGUCCGUGUACCUAUUCGAGGAGUUUGAUGUGGUCAUGAUGAGUUCCUCUAUGGCUCUGAGUUCUUCCAUUUGGGAGAACCAGGAUGUCAACUGGGAUGUCGUUUGUUGCUUCCAGAAUUGAGGGAUCACCUAUUUGGCAACAUUUAGGAUUCUAAUGGUUAGUGAGUGCUUGUAUCUCAUUCUAGGUGACUUUGUAUGGUGAAGGAGCAUGUGUUCUGGGAGGAAGGGGGGUGGCGUGUCUGAGAAGGUUUUGAGAAAGCCGUGUUUACCCCGCCAGAAGGGCUUUAUGGCUUCGCAGGCCCACCAAAGGUGGAGUACUGUGCCGGCCUCUCUAUUACACCUCCAGCAGAGAUCCAUGUGUUCCGGGUCCAUGGCAUGGAGUGCAUCUUUUUCUCUUUUAUCUUCUACCUUGCUGCUACAUAAGCUCUUUUCUUGGUUCCUGCUUGUUUUUUUUUUAUGUAUCUCUUAUUUUUUGGUCUGGAGGAAUGUUGCUUCUUUCCUUUUCCUUUUGUUUCCCUUUCUCUUUUUCCUUCCUUUUUUUUCCCCUCCUCUUUUGCUGUUGUUCACCGUUAAUUCAAAACUGUAGAGUUUUUUAAAUUUGGAGUGGAGUAUAGUUAUGUGUUGCUAAUUGGGGUAUGUACCUUUAUAUCAAGUUUUAUAUUUCUUAAUAUUUAUAAUUUUGUUUUUACUUCUUUGUAAUCCGGAUCCUCUUCCAUACAAUAUAAAUGAUCCCAUAUUGAUUUGUGUUUUCAAAUAUACAAUUUGAUCUGAGUUAUAGACCGUAACAAUCAAUGCGUCCGUUUUUUUUUCUUCCACUUUUUUCUCUUUUCUUUUUUAUCUGUUUUUUUUUUCCUUUUAAAUACCGCGGGCUAUCCAGCUGUUUACUAGUAUAUCAUAGACAAUAUAUCAGACUGUCCAUCGCCUACUGUAGUGUCCCCUUAGCACACACUCCUAAUCCACAGUAUAUUGCCCCCCCCCCCCUCCAUCCAGAUCACAUUCUUAUUUAUUCACCACAUAUGUACAUAAGCAUCUCUCGGUGAAUAUGCAGGGGAAUCUUAAGCUGUAUUCAAGUGUUUGCCUAAAUGUCAGGCUAUAUUCCUCUUCGUGUGCUUAAUCUUGAGCACCCACGCGCUCCUCCCUCCAGUAUAGAAUUAGCCCUACUUACUCGGUCUCUUGUCCAUCUCUUUAGGAUAUCCGCAGGAACAUUUAGUAGAAUCAGGAGAAUCACCGGGAGUCGACCAAGAAACCCAUUGUAGUUUUCCACCUAGAGUCUUAGUGAAGAUUGAAGCUGUGAGUGUGGCAGCUGGACUUGCUGGAAGCAUGAGGUUUUUUAAAUCCUCUCAGCUUGCAGUUUUCAAACCUGCAGCUUUCAGACCAUGCUGUCCUGUCUCACUCUGUUUUCUCUCCAUAAGCUCCACCCCUUGACGCCGCGUGGUCAUGUGAUCAGGUCACACGUCCCUAUGGCCUCCAAACAUAGGUUGUAAUUAGAUACAUCAUUAACUUUAUAGUGCCUGGCCUCCACCUCUCUUAUGGUAUCCGGCGGUCUUCAUUACAGAUUGGACAACCCUGGUCUGUAACAUUUAUAAAUAAGAAAUGAAUAUUGUAACCAACAGAAAAAUAUAUUUUAAUAUUGAUUGAAUAGGUUUAUAACUCUGGGAACAGAAGAUGACCAUUGGUCAUUGCAUACAGGAUUCGCUAUUGCACAAUUAGUGUUCCCAAACUGACAGAAGUGAGCGCAGCACACUGCUCUUUAAGUGAAUUUAAAUACCAAAAUACAUUUAGUGUCCCCGACCUAGUCACUCUUGCUAAGGUUUGAAAAGACCAUUGGGAGGUCUCACUGCAUACUCUUUAACCAAGUGAUUUGCAAAAUGCCACAUUGCGUUAAUCAGCAUCUCCUCAAUGCCUCAGCCUGUGCAGCACUGGACUAGGGAUCUCAUCUAGUGGCCAUCUGAGCAUCUGUCUCUAGAGGUGUUACUAUGCAGCAAUGUAAACAUGCUUUUUCUCUGAAAAGGCAGUGUUUACAUUGAAGAUUCUGCAGGGACUGACUAUAGAAUCCAGAACCAUUACAAUAAGAUGUAGUUGGUGACUAUGGCGUCCGUUUAAGAAUUUUAUUUUUGUCAUUGAAAAUGAAGCUUUCUUACCUUGAAAAAAGCUGGCUUCUAGAUUUUAAGCAGGUUCAUAAAAUCCUGGAUUACUGGUUGGAUGAGGGACAAGAUUAGGGAAAAAUGUAUACAUGUAGGGUACCAUUGUACUCGAAAAAAGUAGCAGAAUACAAAUAUGUUUGCGGUAAUUGGACAUGGGUAUUCUGUGAAUUUCUCUAAAAUAAAAUGUGUGUGUGUAAAAUGAAACCAAACAAAUUAACUAAUUUGACCUAGGCAUUUCAUAAAAUGGUUAAAUAAGUGUCAAAAUGCUCUUAAUUACAUAGCCUGUAGUAUGUACUUUUUAGUUGUAAACACAAUAAGAAUAAACUGUAAAUUGUUAUAUUUUAUUAAUGCCAUUAACCAAUAUAUAUGAAAAUGUACCACAAUGUUUACAAUUUAGUGUGAUUCGUUUGCAGUGAUAAAAUAAUAAACCUGUAAGAGUAUUAAGAGUUUAUCUGUUAAUCCGCAAUUAACAUUAUACAAAUUGGCUAAAACAACACAUGGUAUGUCAGAGUCUGAAUGUUGAAAGAUAACUUACUAACCAAUGAAUUGUCAGUAUUAUUUUAAAUAUGUGCCACUCAGAGACCUAAAAAUGAAUUUACAUCCAACACAUAUUGGGCAUUUUAACAAUCAGGACUAAUUAGAGAAUCUUUUUAAGUUUCUUUUCUUUUGUUGUAUCGUUGCACUUGGUGUGUAAAAAUUAUUAAAUGGAAAACUGGAUAAAAAACGUGUUUCUUAAUUGAUAUUUGUGUUUAUAAAUAUAUGUAUAUUAAAACAAUAACACAAAAUGGUGCACAAACAAUCAUUAAGUGUAUUAAGGGGUUGGAGUACAAAGUUAUUCAGUGGCUGAUCGGUUGUAUUUUUUGUUUUGUUUUUUUGCAGAGCCAUACCACGUGCCCGUUAUAGGAAUACAGAUGCCGAUCUUGUGGUUUUAUCUGCUAAUGAAUGUUAUCACCCAUUAUCCUUUAAACAGUUUUUAUUUUACAUCUCUGGCUGCUCACAUUUGAGCCAACAGUAGUGCUAUACCAAAAUCUCAUGUUUUAUUUUAUAAUUAGAGGAAGCAAAUCAAGC